Molecule: messenger RNA, 6750 nt
Organism: Penicillium salamii
Lineage: Eukaryota; Fungi; Ascomycota; Eurotiomycetes; Eurotiales; Aspergillaceae
Source: the annotation of a GenBank genome assembly
AUGUCCCAGCCUGCCAAUUCGUUGGAGGAAUCGAUUCUGCCUACUAGCCCACAACUCGGCGGUUCAGUGGGUUUCCCAGAGACAAUGCCUAACAUGGGUUCCGUUAGCGGUGUGAUCAAGCCCGCCUCCAUUCCCGUCCGAGGUGGUUCGGACCGGUUGGCGGCCCUUGAGCUCGCUGAUGGCACGAUUUACCAAGGUUACAACUUUGGUGCGGAGAAGAGUGUGUCCGGUGAAUUGGUCUUCCAGACUGGUAUGGUCGGUUACCCCGAGUCCAUCACCGACCCCUCAUACCGGGGCCAGAUUCUGGUGGUCACCUUCCCCCUCGUGGGUAACUACGGUGUGCCCUCUCACGAUGAAAUGUGUGAGCUCCUGAAGGACCUGCCCAAGCGCUUUGAGUCCAGUCAGAUCCACAUCUCGGCGCUGGUGGUGGCAUCCUACGCCGGUGAGGAUUACUCACACUACUUGGCCAAGUCCUCCCUGGGCCAAUGGCUCAAGUCCGAGGGCAUUCCUGCUAUGCACGGUGUUGACACCCGUGCUCUGACCAAGCGUCUUCGCCAGACCGGCAGCAUGCUUGGCCGUAUGCUGCUGCAAAAGUCCGGUGACACCGACAAGGUCGGUGCCGCUGGUGCCAACUGGAAGUCCCACUUCGAGGAGACCGAAUGGGUGGACCCCAACACCAAGAACCUCGUUGCAGAGGUUUCCAUUCGUGAGCCCCGCCUCUUCACACCCCCGGCGAAUGUCGCUCUCAAGCACCCCUCCGGUCGCGGAGUGCGUGUGCUCUGCUUGGAUGUCGGUAUGAAGUACAACCAGCUGCGUUGCCUGCUGGCCCGCGGUGUGGAGGUCAUGGUGGUUCCUUGGGACUACGACUUCCCCACCCUUGCUGGAAAGGACUACGAUGGUCUGUUUGUGUCCAACGGUCCCGGUGAUCCCGCAACUCUGACCGUCACCACCAACAACCUCACCAAGAUGUUCCAAGACGCUCGCGUUCCCGUCUUUGGUAUCUGUCUUGGUCACCAACUGAUUGCCCGCUCCGUGGGCGCCCAGACCACCAAGAUGAAGUUCGGUAACCGCGGUCACAACAUUCCCUGCACAAGCAUGAUCUCCGGAAAGUGCCACAUCACAUCCCAGAACCACGGUUACGCCGUCGAUGCCGCUAGCCUGGAGAACGGCUGGGAGGAGCUUUUCGUGAAUGCCAACGAUGGCAGUAACGAGGGUAUCCGUCACACCAGCCGUCCCUUCUUCAGUGUGCAAUUCCACCCUGAGAGCACCCCCGGUCCUCGGGACACCGAGUACCUGUUUGAUGUCUUCAUCAACACCAUCCAGUCCACCAUUGCCUCCCCCGAGGCUCUCCAGAAGCCCGUCUCUUUCCCCGGUGGCACCAAGGCUGAAAAUGUCCUGGCUGCUCCCCGUGUUUCGGUCAAGAAGGUUCUGGUCCUCGGUUCCGGUGGUCUCAGCAUUGGCCAGGCUGGUGAGUUCGAUUACUCCGGCAGUCAAGCCAUCAAGGCUCUGAAGGAAGAGGGUAUCUACACCAUUCUGAUCAACCCCAACAUCGCCACCAUUCAGACUUCCAAGGGUCUGGCUGACAAGGUUUACUUCCUUCCUGUCAACGCCGACUUUGUCCGCAAGGUCAUCCAGCACGAGCGUCCUGAUGCCAUUUACGUUACCUUUGGUGGUCAGACCGCUCUCUCCGUUGGUAUCCAGCUUAAGGAUGAGUUUGAGGGACUCGGUGUCAAGGUUCUCGGAACUCCCAUUGAUACCAUCAUCACCACCGAGGAUCGUGAGCUGUUCGCUCGCAGCAUGGACUCCAUUGAUGAGAAGUGUGCCAAGUCCGCCUCUGCUUCCACCCUGGAGGAGUCUCUGCGCGUUGUUGAGGCCAUUGGCUUCCCCGUCAUUGUCCGUGCUGCCUAUGCUCUUGGUGGUCUCGGCAGUGGUUUCGCCGACAACAUGGAUGAAUUGAAGGAUCUUUGCACCAAGGCUCUGGCUGUCAGUCCCCAGGUUCUGAUUGAGCGCAGUAUGAAGGGCUGGAAGGAAGUCGAGUACGAGGUUGUUCGUGAUGCUCAGGACAACUGUAUCACUGUCUGCAACAUGGAGAACUUCGAUCCCCUCGGUAUCCACACUGGUGACUCUAUCGUCGUGGCUCCUUCCCAGACCCUCUCCGACGAGGACUACAACAUGCUGCGAACCACUGCUGUGAACGUCAUUCGUCACCUUGGUGUUGUCGGUGAAUGUAACAUCCAGUAUGCUCUCAACCCCUUCUCUAAGGAGUAUUGCAUUAUUGAGGUCAACGCUCGUCUGUCUCGCUCCUCUGCUCUGGCUUCCAAGGCCACCGGAUACCCUCUUGCCUUCAUUGCUGCUAAGCUGGGUCUUGGUAUCCCCUUGAACGAGAUCAAGAACUCCGUCACUCAGUCUACUUGUGCCUGCUUCGAACCCUCUCUCGACUACUGCGUGGUCAAGAUUCCCCGCUGGGAUCUGAAGAAGUUCACCCGUGUCUCCACCCAGCUCGGUUCCUCCAUGAAGAGUGUCGGUGAGGUCAUGAGCAUUGGUCGAACCUUCGAGGAAGCCAUUCAGAAGGCUAUUCGCUCCGUUGAUUUCCACAACCUUGGUUUCAGCGCGACCAACGCUCUUAUGUCUAUUGACAAUGAGCUUCAGACUCCCUCUGACCAGCGUCUGUUCGCUAUUGCCAACGCUAUGGCUGCUGGUUAUACUGUUGAUGACAUCUGGAAGCUCACCAACAUUGACAAGUGGUUCCUGUCCCGCCUUAAGGGCUUGAACGACUUCGGUAAGAACAUGUCUGCCUUCAACCCCACCACCGUGCCCGUGUCUAUGAUCCGCCAGGCCAAGGAACUUGGUUUCUGCGAUCGUCAACUCGCCAACUUCUUGGACUCCAACGAACUUGCCGUUCGCCGCAUGCGUGUUGAGGCUGGCAUCACUCCUAUCGUCAAGCAGAUCGAUACUGUCGCCGCUGAGUUCCCCGCUGUGACCAACUACCUGUACCUGACCUACAAUGCCACCGAGCACGAUCUGACUUUCGAUGAUCACGGUAUCAUGGUCCUCGGUUCCGGUGUCUACCGUAUCGGUUCCUCCGUUGAGUUCGAUUGGUGUUCCGUCCGUACCAUCCGUACUCUUCGCGAGCAGGGUCACAAGACCAUCAUGGUCAACUACAACCCCGAGACCGUCAGUACCGACUACGAUGAGGCUGACCGCCUGUACUUCGAGAACAUCAACCUUGAGACCGUUCUCGACAUCUACCAGCUCGAGACCUCUAGCGGUGUGAUCAUGUCUAUGGGUGGUCAAACCCCCAACAACAUUGCUCUGCCUCUGCACCGCCUGAACGUUAACAUCCUGGGUACCUCCCCUGAGAUGAUUGACGGCGCUGAGAACCGUUACAAGUUCUCUCGCAUGUUGGACCGUAUCGAGGUUGACCAGCCCGCCUGGAAGGAGUUGACCAGCACUGACGAGGCCCGUGGCUUCUGUGACAAGGUCGGCUACCCCGUGUUGGUUCGUCCCUCUUACGUUCUCUCUGGUGCUGCCAUGAACACUGUCUACUCCGAGCACGACCUCGCCAGCUACCUGAACCAGGCUGCUGAUGUCUCUCGUGAGCACCCUGUCGUUAUCACCAAGUACAUUGAGAACGCCAAGGAAAUUGAGAUGGACGCUGUCGCCCUUAACGGUGUUAUGGUCGGUCACUUCAUCUCUGAGCACGUUGAGAACGCCGGUGUUCACUCCGGUGACGCUACCCUGAUUCUGCCUCCCCAGGAUCUGAGUGCCGAGACUGUUCGCCGCAUUGAGGAGGCUACCCGCAAGAUCGGUAACGCUCUGAAUGUCACCGGUCCCUACAACAUUCAGUUCAUUGCCAAGGACAACGACAUUAAGGUCAUUGAGUGCAACGUUCGUGCCUCUCGCUCAUUCCCCUUCGUGUCCAAGGUCAUGGGUGUCGACCUGAUUGAGAUGGCCACCAAGGCCAUGAUCGGUAUUCCCUUCCAGGCUUACCCCCCUGUGUCCGUGCCCAAGGACUACGUCGGUGUCAAGGUUCCCCAGUUCUCCUUCUCCCGUCUGUCCGGUGCUGAUCCUGUUCUGGGUGUCGAGAUGGCUUCCACUGGUGAGGUCGCUUCUUUCGGUCGUGACAAGUACGAGGCCUACCUCAAGGGUCUGCUCUCCACUGGCUUCAAGCUGCCCCGCCGCAACAUCCUCUUCUCCAUUGGUGCCUACAAGGAGAAGCUCGAGAUGCUGCCCUCCAUUCAGAAGCUUUCCCAGCUCGGCUACAACCUGUUCGCCACCGCUGGUACUGCCGAUUUCCUGAAGGAGAACGGUGUUAACGUCAAGUACCUUGAGCACCUUACUGAUCACGAGGAGGAGGACAUGAAGUCUGAGUACUCUCUCACUCAGCACUUGUCCAACAACCUGAUUGAUCUCUACAUCAACUUGCCUUCCAACAACCGCUUCCGCCGCCCCGCCAACUACAUGUCCAAGGGUUACCGCACUCGUCGUAUGGCUGUUGACUACCAGACUCCUCUGGUCACCAAUGUCAAGAACGCGAAGAUCCUGAUCGAGGCCAUUGCUCGCCACUUCCCUCUGGAGAUCAUCACCUCCGAUUUCCAGACCAGCCACCGUACCGUUGUUCUCCCUGGUCUGAUCAACAUCGCCGCCUUUGUUCCCAACCUUGCCAAGCUCGGUUCCGACGACUUCCAGGCUGUGUCGCGUGCUUCCCUCUCUGGUGGAUUCAGCAUGAUUCGUGUCAUGCCCGUUGGUGUCGACACCUCGGUCACCCAGGCUAGCGAUUUGAAGAUCGUUCAGCAGAACGCUCAGGGCAAGGCCCUGUGUGACUUCAACAUCUCGGUUGCUGCCACUGCCACCAACUCCGAUCAGAUCAUCCAGAUGACUGGUGAGGUUGGCUCCUUGUUCAUUCCCUUCAACCACCUGUCGGGCAACAUCAACAAGGUCGCCACUGUCACCAACCACUUCAGCGCUUGGCCUUCCAGCAAGCCUCUGAUCACCGAUGCCAAGAGCACUGAUCUGGCCUCCAUUCUGCUGUUGGCCAGCCUCCACAGCCGUAACAUUCACGUCAUGAGCGUUACUUCGAAGGAGGACAUCAGCCUCAUUGCUCUGAGCAAGGAGAAGGGCCUGAAUGUUACCUGCGAUGUUUCAAUCUACUCCCUCUUCCUGACUCGGGAGGACUACCCUGCCUGUAGCGCCCUGCCUACCGUUGAGGACCAGAAGGCUCUGUGGGACCACCUCAGCACCAUCGACAUCUUCUCCAUUGGCAGCAUUCCCUACCAGCUCGCUGGUAAGGAGGCUACCCCCGAGACUGGUAUCGCCGAGGCUAUUCCUCUUCUCUUCACUGCUGUCGCCGAGGGCCGCUUGACUGUUGAGGACGUCUCCACCCGUCUUUACGACAACCCCAAGAAGAUUUUCGAGCUGCACGACCAGGCCGACAGCUCUCUUGAGGUCGAGGUUGACCGCCCCUACGUUUUCCAGAGCGGUGCUUGGUCUCCGUUCAACGGUAAGAUGAUGCGUGGCUCCGUUCAGCGUGUCGUCUUCCAGGGCAAGACCUCCUGCCUCGACGGCGAGAUCACCAAGGAUGCCACCAAGGGUAACGACAUGUCUGCCCACCGCAUUAUCCCCUCCUCUCCUCUGCAGAAGCCCACCACCCCCAUGGUCCGCCCCGAGAGCUCCCUUGACAGACACACCUCUGUCUCUGGUACUCCCGGCGCCCGCCGCGUCCGCACUCUGGACCACGCCAUCCCCUCCAUCGGCGAGCUAGGCCCUCCCCUCUACGCCGCCGCUUCCUCGCAGAUCUCCCCCUCGCUGGCCGAUACCCUCUCCCGCUCCACCUUCCGCGGAAAGCACGUCCUGUCCGUGAACCAGUUCACUCGCGCGGAUCUGCACACCCUCUUCACUGUCGCCCAGGAAAUGCGCCUUGGUGUCCAGCGCCACGGUGUCCUCGACAUUCUCAAGGGCCGUGUCCUGACCACCCUCUUCUACGAGCCCUCCACUCGCACCUCGGCCUCCUUCGACGCUGCUAUGCAGCGCCUUGGUGGACGCACCAUCCCCAUCGCCACCGAGCACUCUUCUACCAAGAAGGGCGAGAGCCUGCAGGACACCAUCCGCACUCUCGGCUGCUACGGUGACGCCGUCGUCCUCCGCCACCCCGAGGCCAGCAGCACCGAGAUCGCUGCCAAGUUCUCCCAGGUCCCCGUCAUCAACGGUGGUAACGGUUCCCUCGAGCACCCCACCCAGGCCUUCCUGGACCUCUUCACCAUCCGUGAGGAGCUUGGCACCGUCACCGGCUUGACCAUCACCUUCACUGGUGACCUCAAGUACGGCCGCCCCGUCCACUCGCUCAUCAAGCUGCUCCAGUUCUACGAUGUUCGCAUCCAGCUUGUGGCCCCCAAGGCCCUCGCCCUGCCCGAGGAGGUUCGCCAGCAGCUCGUCGCCUCCGGCCAGCUGGUCGUUGAGUCCGAGGAGCUGACUCCUGAAAUUGUCGCUCGCUCCGACAUCCUGUACUCCACCCGUGUGCAGAAGGAGCGCUUCGAGGACCUCUCCGAGUACGAGCGCCUCAAGAACAGCUUCAUCAUUGACAACGCUCUUCUCAAGCACGCCAAGAGCCACAUGGUCGUCAUGCACCCUCUGCCUCGCAACGCCGAGAUCUCCGAGGAGGUUGACUUCGACCAGCGGGCUGCUUACUUCCGCCAGAUGCGCUACGGCCUCUACUGCCGCAUGGCUCUCCUUGCUCUCGUCCUGGCGCCCUAA